Molecule: messenger RNA, 4679 nt
Organism: Numida meleagris (helmeted guineafowl)
Lineage: Eukaryota; Metazoa; Chordata; Aves; Galliformes; Numididae
Gene: GCG
Product: glucagon
Exons: 6
Coding region: 1456-2076 (206 amino acids)
Biological process (GO): adenylate cyclase-modulating G protein-coupled receptor signaling pathway; positive regulation of insulin secretion involved in cellular response to glucose stimulus; negative regulation of apoptotic process
Cellular component (GO): extracellular region
Molecular function (GO): glucagon receptor binding; hormone activity
Source: RefSeq, a predicted model, not a curated record
UUAAUGGGGAUGGUGUUUAUAGCUGGGUCCUACUUUACCACCUAUGACUUUAAUUCAGUGCAUUCAUCUUCCCUAUUACAUUUUGUUUUUCAGAUUGUAACAUAAAAUUCUAUAGGAAAAUUUCAUGGAUGACAGAAGGGCUCUUUCAAAUAGUCAUGUAUCGGUCCAAGUUUGUGAUGAUGAUGAAAUUAUUUCCAGUGACAUUUCGAACAUGUGAACUCAUGAACAUUUACUAUUCAUCAUUCAAUGAUUUAGCAUUUACUCAUUGAAUGAAUUGUGUAUUUGAUUUCUUUGUCAAGGUCAAAACACCUAGCAAUAUUUUAAAUUAAUUUCCUUGUCUAUACAGUCAUUCCACAAAUUUAAGUGAUCAAAACAUCAAUGAACAAUAAACAAUAAAUACUGAUUAAUUUUGUAAGCAGAUUUCCUCUCAUUUCCUGCUUAUACAAAUGACCUCAGUGCUUUUCAGACUAUUAGCUAUCAUAGUCCAUUCUGCACAGGGUUUUGUGAGACCCAAAUGAAAAACAUUUAUUUUAUCAACAGAGUUUGCCCUACACAGGAUUAUGUGUCAACAGAACAAUUAAUACAUUAAAUAAUGAAAAUUGUAGUACUUAGGGAAUUAGAGAAUGCCUUUUUCACACUGGUGACAAUUAAGUAAAAGUUGCAGCUGAAUUACUUACAUGAUUAAACCAGUCACUAACUCAAAUCAGACACUCGCAGCUUGGCUGUAAAUCACCAGUACAUUUGUACAUAAAGAAAUACUAUAAAUUACACUGAAUAAUCUCACAGUAAAUUCAGUGAGUCUUUUGAAAUUAUUACAGUGUUUGUGAUAAUAAUGUACCCAUUUCUGUUGUGUGACUAGUAUCAAUAGAAUGACCUAUAACAGUAAGAAUUAUACCUGGAAGACCAUAGUCGCCUAUUAAUAUGCCAUUUUUAAUAUGCCAUUUAAUGGGCCUGCUGCAGCAACGUGUUAUUUCCAAAAAGUAAAAAAAAUUAAAGGAGUGUUACAGAUCAGAAAGGAAGAACAAGGAGCUGCUGAUGUGACAGCAAUCCUGACAGAAAUUUGCAUCUUUUUUUUCUCUAGUAAAUGAAAAAGUAAAAGUCAGACCACUAUCCUAGUUUUGCAAUAAAACAAUGUUAUGGAAACAGAUACAGUGGUUGCCAUCAGCAGAACUUAGAGCAAAGGACACAAGGAGCUUUUACAAAGGAAACUGAGGAUACAGCUACUCUCAGCUUACCUUACAGUCUUGAAUAUAGAAUAGAGCCUACAGCCUAGAGCAGAAACUACAUUUUUUGACUGUCUGUCUAAGGCACUGUAGACUCCAUCCAUUACACAGAAUCUCAGUUUCUUCAAGUUUAGAUCAGCAUUGAUGAUGUCUCUUUCUGAUGUAAUUGAUUUAGUGGAAUGCAAAGAUGAUUACACUUUUCUUUGUUGCCUUUUUUCUGUUUUGACAGGCAAUGAAAAUGAAAAGUAUUUAUUUUGUUGCUGGACUCCUUUUAAUGAUAGUCCAAGGCAGCUGGCAAAAUCCUCUUCAGGAUACCGAGGAGAAAUCAAGAUCAUUCAAAACUUCCCAGUCUGAACCAUUAGAUGAAUCUAGGCAGCUGAAUGAAGUAAAGCGUCAUUCACAAGGCACAUUCACCAGUGACUACAGCAAGUACUUGGACAGCAGACGAGCUCAGGAUUUUGUGCAAUGGUUAAUGAGCACUAAAAGAAAUGGCCAACAAGGACAGGAGGAAAAAGAGAAUGACAAAUUCCCGGACCAGCUCUCAAGCAAUGCAAUUUCCAAGCGUCAUUCUGAAUUUGAGAGACAUGCUGAAGGCACCUACACCAGUGAUAUCACCUCUUAUUUGGAAGGUCAAGCCGCCAAAGAAUUCAUUGCUUGGUUAGUGAAUGGACGAGGAAGAAGAGAUUUCCCAGAGAAAGCUUUAAUGGCUGAAGAAAUGGGCCGAAGACAUGCAGAUGGAACUUUCACAAGUGAUAUCAAUAAAAUCCUGGAUGAUAUGGCUGCCAAAGAGUUCCUAAAAUGGCUGAUUAACACAAAAGUUACCCAAAGAGACCUUCUGGAAGAAUACCAGUAAGAACACUGGAUAAAAAUGGGAUAAAUGAAGAUCUUCACUGCCUCAAUUACCAGCUAUGAAGAGAUUCUGAAAUCUAUAUUGUCAUUUACCUUGGAUGUAACAAAGCUAUGUCACCUUGCAUGCGAGGAAAUAAUUGUAGUGUCGUUUAAUGUUGCCAAAGGAUUAUAUAUGGAAUACCUAUUGUCUAGGGGAUGGUUAUCAAAAUAGCUUUAAGGCUAUGAAAGUUCCACUUCUUUAUAUUUUCCACUUAUUUGGGCUGAAAUAACUCCAUUUAUAUUUACUUAUGAAAUUAUUUUUCUAAAAUGCUAAGCUGCAAAUGUCUGAAAAGUGAAUAUCCCUGUUGAAACCUUUAUUAUAAAAAGGCUAAGCUUUAAGGAUAUUAAAUAAUAGCCUUAAAUAAAUUUUUUCAAGCUUCUUUUCUGUUGACUUUUCAUCUGUAUAUCCCUUUUGUCAGUUUCCACUCCAUUUUGUUUUAUUCUAAUAUUAUUGUCACUGAGAUCUUGGAAGUGGCUUGUUCAGAAUGAUAAAACAAAAUCAGCGUUUUGUCAAUUUUUCUCUAUUAUGAUUUUAUGAAAACAGCUGUAUGAACUUUGAAUUUUACUUAGUUGAAAAAGAAUAAUUUAAGAUGAAGCUAGAGAUGGAAGCAAAACUGAACAGUAUUCAUUACCAUAAAUUACUGUUUCUCAGAAAAGCAGGAGGACAGAUUUGAAAAAUAUUAGCAGAAAUUUUCUACAUUAAUAGUGGAAACUACCACCUAAUAUAUUCAAGGUUUAUAAGAUUGCCAAAUAAAGCCAACUCAAAUGGCCCUGGGAUCUUUCUAAUAAUAUAUAUUUUAUUCUUUUCUCCCUUCUUCCUCUGAAAACCACUGUAUCCAUAAUCUCUUGCAGUUAACAGCAUUAUGUUGUAACUUGUAAGAACAACUCUGAUUUUAGUAACCCAUGCCUUCUCCAUUAUGUCCACAGAACACUUUGCCUGCAGAUCUCGCUGUUUCUAGCAUUUCCUCUCAGUUGGCCAGGAUUUGCUUUUAUAUGUAUGGCUGUAACUGCAACCCUCAAAUAAGUCAAAUAGCCUUAGGUGCUGUUAUACAUCUCUUCUUAUGAGUCCUCAACCCCCUUUUCUUCCUUUGCCGUAAUAGCAGUAUGCCAGGUAUACAUACUAAAAUGUCCCAAUGGGGAAGUGGUUAAAGAGAAAAACAAGGGUCUUAGCAAGUUUCUAGCAGAACUUGAUGUGAUACAGGACGUUUAUGUCUCCUUUGUUUUUUAAAUACAUCUACAACAUUCACUAGUGGUCUGGAAUUCCUGGAUAGAUUGUCCUCCAAAUAUGCUACAUGAAGAAAUAUUCUGUAAUUUCAGGUCAGAACUCAUCACACCCAAAAUGGUACUUAAACAGAUUUUUGACAGCAACAUAAAUUCAACCUAAAAUAGUUAAAACUCAAUAGAACUUUGCUGUCUUAAAGACUCAGUUAUACACAGUUGGAUCCAUAUGGUCUGGGCUGAAAUGGUACAAAAAUUUAAAACUUCUAUUUCUAUAAACUGAGCUAAAGUCUUUAAUAUGUUUUACUCUGUUCUGCCCAAGACAAGUAGGGCUCUGAAGGACAAGGUUCCAGAGUUACAAACCCACUUACUUGUGGUGUCUGUCACCAGUGUAUUUGAGUACCUCCUGAUGAUGGCUUUGUCAGCUAUGUAAAUACUGUUUUCCCACGUUUAUAAAUUUUUAGAUAUUUUUAGGGACAGGAGGGUAUAAAUCAUUUUCUCAAAGUUAUGCAGCUUGUUUGAAACACAGCAAAAAUAUUUACAGUCUAAUUUUCUGAGUCCCAAUCUAGAGCAUGAAUCAGAAGUCAGAUGAAGUUGAGCAUGUUCCAGCAGUUCCAAACACAAGCUUAGCAACAGGACUAGGACUUACUCUUAUCCUGUAAUCACAGAACAAGUCCAUUUGGGAGAACAAAUGAAGUAUGUGCUGAAUAUUUCUUGUACAUUCUAGAUGUAAUCAAGUGAAAGGUAUAAAACUAAAACAAGUAGCAGCCCCUUCCUCAAAGAGUCUGUAGUUAACAACAGCUAUCCAAGUCUUCAGGCUCAGAUGGGACAGAAUAGCUGCAGCAGUCAAGCCUGAAGAGAAUUGCUAUUUAUAUUUUUGUCUUAGUUUUGUGUUCUAUAGUAAGGGAGAGAGGUUCUUCUAGGCAUUACAUGCUAGGUAUUACAUGCUAUGCAUGUUGCAUUUGUAGAGAAAUAUAGGAAUUUUAGAGUGGCCCUGAAAUUCCUUUUAAGUAAUAGAUGUUCUUCGAAGUCUUCAGGCAAUGAAGUAACAGCUGUCUGUUAUUAUUUUGGUUGUGUUCCCUGUGAUGCUACUGCUUGUAUGAGGGGGCUUCAAUUUGCUGUCUGCAAAUAAAGGAAGGGAAAUAUGGCCGCCAAAGGGGAUCUUGCUCAGGAGGACGUUUCAGAAUUACCUACAGGGCUACACCCUCAUCUACUCUCAAAGACAUUGAUCUUCCUUUUCAUCCUUUUCAUUCAAGGACCAAAACUGCAUACAGCUUACUAAAAUCAAAUGUCCUGGCAUGUACGAGGCGUCUUUGUUGGUGAGCUAUAAAAGAUGGCGCUGUUAUGAUG